Molecule: messenger RNA, 414 nt
Organism: Schistocerca nitens (vagrant locust)
Lineage: Eukaryota; Metazoa; Arthropoda; Insecta; Orthoptera; Acrididae
Product: sperm protamine P1-like
Exons: 1
Coding region: 1-414 (137 amino acids)
Source: RefSeq, a predicted model, not a curated record
AUGAGAAGGCAAGGAGAAGGCAAGGAGAAGGCAAGGAGAAGGCAAGGAGAAGGCAAGGAGAAGGCAAGGAGAAGGCAAGGAGAAGGCAAGGAGAAGGCAAGGAGAAGGCAAGGAGAAGGCAAGGAGAAGGCAAGGAGAAGGCAAGGAGAAGGCAAGGAGAAGGCAAGGAGAAGGCAAGGAGAAGGCAAGGAGAAGGCAAGGAGAAGGCAAGGAGAAGGCAAGGAGAAGGCAAGGAGAAGGCAAGGAGAAGGCAAGGAGAAGGCAAGGAGAAGGCAAGGAGAAGGCAAGGAGAAGGCAAGGAGAAGGCAAGGAGAAGGCAAGGAGAAGGCAAGGAGAAGGCAAGGAGAAGGCAAGGAGAAGGCAAGGAGAAGGCAAGGAGAAGGCAAGGAGAAGGCAAGGAGAAGGAGGCAAUGA